CAUUCGUCCUCAUCCCACAAACCCCUGAGCGAGCGACCCACCACACCAGUAACCAUAAUUAACCUCUUCCUCACUGACUGCACCUGCUCUGUCACACCAUUCAUGCCCGUGAUAUCCUGGCUCCACGAGCUCUGCUCCCCCACCUGCUGCCUCGGCGCGCCGUCGUCCCCUCCUCAUCCCCCCGCCGACUCCGACGCCAAGAAAGACGACGCGAUGGCCGCCGCCGCCGAUAACGAGGUGGCCGUCAUCACCCACCGCACCGUCGACGCCAACGGCCUGCGGAUGCACGUCGCGGAGGCCGGCCCGCCCGGCGCGCCCCCGGUGCUGCUCCUCCACGGGUUCCCGCAGGUGUGGUACGCCUGGCGCCACCAGAUGCGCGCGCUCGCCGACGCAGGGUACCGCGCCGUGGCGCCCGACCUGCGCGGGUACGGCGACUCCGACGCGCCCGCCGCCGAGCUGCAGUACACGGCGAUGCACGUCGUGGGCGACCUGGUGGCGCUCCUCGACGCCGUGGUCGGCGCGGGGAAGCCGGUGUUCGUGGUGGCGCACGACUGGGGCGCGCUCACGGCGUGGAACCUGUGCCUGUUCCGCCCCGACAGGGUGAGGGCGCUCGUCUCCCUCAGUGUCGCGUUCACCCCACGGAGCCCCGCGAGGAGGCCCGUCGACGGCCUGAGGGCGCUCUACGGCGACGACUACUACAUCUGCCGGAUCCAGGAGCCUGGAGCGAUCGAAGCUGAGUUCGCACGGCUCGGCACGGAGCUGGUGCUGAGGAAGUUCUUGGCUUACCGGACUCCUGGCCCGCUGAUGAUGCCAAAGAGCGGGUGGGGGUCGCCGGACGACGAGGUGCCAUUGCCGAGCUGGAUAACAGAGGAGGACAUCAAGUACUACGCGAGCAAGUUCGACAAGACUAAUUUCACCGGAGGAUUGAACUACUACCGCGCCCUCAACAAGACAUGGGAGCUAACAGCACCCUGGACUGGAGCUGAGAUAAAGGUGCCAGUGAAGUUCAUUGUUGGAGACUUGGAUUUGACAUAUCAUACUCCAGGCAUUCAGGAUUUUAUUCACAAAGGUGGCUUCAAAAAGUAUGUACCGCUGCUGGAUGAUGUCGUGGUCAUGAAGGGUGUCGGCCACUUCAUCAGUGAAGAAAAGCCAAAGGAAGUUAGUGAGCAUGUAAUCAGCUUCAUAAGAAAGUUAUCGGCUGAAAUGUGAUUAUUCAUCAUGAAAUUCAGAGUGAGAUAAAAAUAAUUGCAAUGUAUUCUUGCGUGCGAACCGUAAAGUAUGUUAGCUUGCAUUUGGAGGAUGUGGGGCGCGUAAUGCUCAUGAAUUGGUGCAAUUAGUAAAGUGUUCGAUUUGUACACAUCAUGAAGUCUAUAAUUGUCAUAUGCAAUAUUAAUUGGUUAUGUUAAUUGUUCGAA
This is a messenger RNA of Oryza sativa Japonica Group (Japanese rice), 1415 nucleotides long. RefSeq lists its product as uncharacterized. The record is from RefSeq and is a predicted model, not a curated record. Lineage: Eukaryota; Viridiplantae; Streptophyta; Magnoliopsida; Poales; Poaceae. Gene Ontology annotation, molecular function: hydrolase activity.